Messenger RNA from Staurois parvus, 421 nucleotides. The record is from the annotation of a GenBank genome assembly. NCBI's taxonomy places the organism in Eukaryota, Metazoa, Chordata, Amphibia, Anura, Ranidae.
AAUGACAUUUUUUUAAAAUUUCAAAUUUGCCGCCAGUUCCGGCGCCCGUACGUCCCGACGUCACAGGGACCGGAACACAGACGCCGGAGGCCGGCAUCGGCCGGAGGAGAUGGCCGGGGACGCUGCAGGGGACACAUCGCGAGAGUGAAGGACAAGGUAAGUGCUGCAGGGACCCCCAGAGCAACGCCGCAUGGUAAGCCCAAGUCUAGCUUGGGGGGGUUACCGCUCUUGGUAUUGAAAUUUUACCCCGAGCUACACUCGGGAAUACCGCUAAGGAGGUUAACUCACUUAUUUGGGGUUGAUUUACUAAAACUAGAGAGUUCAAAAUCUGGUUUCGGCUCUGCAUAGAAAACCAAUCAGCUUCCAGGUUUUAUUGUCAAAGCUUAAUUCAAACUAAAGUUAGAAGCUGAUUGACUUCCAU